Molecule: messenger RNA, 2698 nt
Organism: Struthio camelus australis
Lineage: Eukaryota; Metazoa; Chordata; Aves; Struthioniformes; Struthionidae
Gene: IGSF5
Product: immunoglobulin superfamily member 5
Biological process (GO): cell-cell adhesion
Cellular component (GO): cell surface; bicellular tight junction
Source: RefSeq, a predicted model, not a curated record
GCCGGGGAAAGCAGGUAUUUGCUGACGCGAACGCACCUCAGAGCAAACCCUGCGCUUCGGGAGAAGACUCGCUCCAGGUCAAAAGGGACCAGGAGAGAAUGCUCCCAUGGAGAAGUUCCAGAAAUUCAUUUUACUUCCUUUCAUCUUAACUGCCUCGCUAACAGGUCUUGGCUUUUGUUCUUCUAUUAUAACUGGCCCUACUAAUGCGACAGUCCUUGUUGGUUCAGAAGCCCGAUUUAAUUGUACCGUGUCGUUAAGAUGGGUAAUUCUAUGGCUGUCAAAGGGAAGUCCUGUCCUCACUGUGGUUAAUCCUCAAGGAGCUAUUGUAACAUCAGACCGCUUCACCUCUCAAAAUUAUACCAGCAGUACUGGGUUUACCUCAGAGCUGAUCAUUCACGACACGCAGCUGAGUGACUCUGGUACAAUAGUGUGCAGCACCCAGCAGCCUAAUGAGAGCACCUUUGCGUUUCUUUCUGUUCAAGUUAAUGGAUCUUUAGUCAUCAAAAAUAGCACCUUUACAGUAAAAGAGAACAAAACAGUUGAAAUUGUUUGUGAAGCCUUAGGAUGGGCUCCAGCUCCAGACAUUACCUGGAUGACAAACGACUCUUUCAUAGAUAAGUCGAGGUAUGUUACCAAGCAAAGUCAAGGAUCUAAUGGCCUUCACAAUGCCAUGAGCAUCUUAACUUUGACUCCGACGGACACUGAGAUUUUGACUUGUUUAGCUGAUAUAGAAGCACUCCCUAGCCCUCAGAAUGCAACUGUAACUGUUUUUUUUCUCAACUCUACUCUAGAAAGUGAGCACAGCGAAGACAACACAAGCACAUGGGUUAUUGUACUUGCAGUCGUAUUGUCACUUGUUGGUUUUAUUCUUCUGAUCUUUAUUAUUGGGGUUGUCAUACGCUGUUUCUGCCAAAAGAAGAAAGGCUCCACAUAUCAAAAUGAGAUAAGAAAAGUUUCAGCUAAGAAGAAAAAUGGCGGCCAUUUGCAAAACAGCCAAAGAAAUGGUAAUGAAAAUCGUGGAUACAUUCCGGAGGAGCCAAAGUACACAGAACACAUCCCAAGAAUUGUCUCACUUCCCCCAAUGACUUCCAAGUUUACUGUCCCUGAUCCAGAGUCAUAUACCAGCUCUGCAUCAAAGGUGCAGCCUCAAAGAAGUACUGAUGGUCCGAUCAGCCCAAAGAAAAUCAGAAACGUGACACAUGUUUAGGAUGUACUUCUCCAGGAAAAGUCCUCUGUCAGCUGCAUGUUACACGUUUGGAUGGCUUCCUACAACAAAGAAAGGUCACCACCAGUUCUGUCAUUUUAAGCUGCAGGUUAUUUUUUGUUUAUUUUUCAUUAAUGAAAUGAAAUUGCAACCUUUACCAUGUAGCAUAUACUAUCUCAGCAAAAUAAUGGACAUGAAUGACAACCUUAAAUUCAGAGGCAAUGAAUUUCAUAGGACGCUAGAAUCCGUGCUUUGGGUCCCAAGGAAGCCAGCAAAACUCCUUAUUGGGCAGAUAUCUUUGGUUAUCCACAGCAAGGGCAAGGACUGUAACUGUUAGAGAUUUAUUAGUUCAGAAAAGCUAGUUAACAAUAAUACUGAUUGAUACAAUACCUGCUGCAUUUUUAAAAUUUACUUUAUGUACAACUGAUCCUCUUAAGCUCGUAAAUCAAGAACACUUUUCAAUUUCUGUUUUGUAAUAAAAUCAAGGGAAAUUUUCAUCAGGGUUGUUUUGAAAUUUCUAACAAAACAAUCUCUGGAUCAGAAAAAAUUUUUUUCAUUUCAAUACAUUCUUUUGUCAAAGUAUUUUUUUAAAUGAUUUUCCAGCGUUAAGUAAAAAGCAAUCACCCACAUGCCAGAAAGUCCUGUUUUGACUGAAAGGCAAAAAUCUUCAGCUGAGAAAUGUGGAUUCAGCAACUUCAGUUGUUGCUUGAAUGCUUUAUGCCUCUGUUUUAUCUGUGGGCUCUGAGUUUGUCAGCCAAUUGAUGUGUGUCACAGAGAAUGGUGGCUGGUGAUAUUCAUGCUGCACCCUGUUGUUUUGUCAAGGAUGGAGUUGACAGUGACUGUGGGAAAUACAACCUGGCUAGGUAACCUAUCCAGUAGAGCAGAUCUGGGACCCUAUACGUGCCUUCCCAAACUAAAAAUAAUGAUUUCUAGCAGAAAUGUCUUGCCUGAAAUUGUAUACUUCACCAUAAAAAUUUUCAGCUUAUUAAUUUUUUACACAAAGGCAAACUUCCUUCACAAAAGAGGCUGUUUUCUAGUAUACUCUCCUUUCCAGCCACUCAAAGCAUUCUGAAGUAUCCAAUGUUUUUCACAUUAGUCUUUCAUAUGAACCUAUGCAUGUGCUUUUUGAGUGCUGAAAGAAGUAGAAACAGAAUUACUUCUUCAGUGAUAUUCUGUGCAAUGAAAAUAAGAAAUCCAAACCCUGAUCUCAGGAAAAAGUUGUGUUGCAUGUUCAGCAUUUGGCUGCAUGUUCAGCAUUCUGCUGAAUUUUUGCUUUUGCACUGUUGGUCGCUUUUUUUUUUUUUUUUUCUGUCAGUCUUUCAGAACAAGAGCUGAAACAAAUUCAUAUCCUGUCAUGUGCAAUUAUUGUUUCAAAUUCUGGCGGUCUCCACUCUUUCUGUCUUGGUCGGAUAAAGCAGAGCUUUGAAAUGCAUUCUCAUGAACUACAUGGUAUGUAAAUAACAGUAGUGUUAUAUAAAAAAUACAAAUAAUUUA